AUGGAGAUACCAGCGAGACAGCGUUUCAGCCAGGGUCUUUUGAAGAAAAUUUACCACGGAAAGAUUCGGAAUCGUCGUACACAACGGCUUAUCAAGGCCGAGGAAGUCUUCAAAACCUUCCCCAAUCCGGUUCGAUUGAAUGAGAGACGGCUCAUAUGGGAAAAUUUGGUUCUCAUGGUUUGGAUUGAAGAAUUCAUUCUCCUCUCAAAGAUCUGCUCUAACAAGGAAGGCAUGUGCCCAUUUUUUUCGGUUUGCUAA
This is a messenger RNA of Haemonchus placei, 258 nucleotides long. NCBI's taxonomy places the organism in Eukaryota, Metazoa, Nematoda, Chromadorea, Rhabditida, Trichostrongylidae. The record is from the annotation of a GenBank genome assembly.